GUUGGACCACAACUCCCAGAAUUCCCCCGAACCAGCAAUAGUGGACCGGGAUUCUGGCAGCUGUAACAAUCAUUGUUUUCAAAACUCCUAACGUUUCCAUGCUCUUCAAAAGCGUAUUGCCUGCCUCUUGGUUUUGACUUUUCUCCUUCUUGUGGACCAACACUUCUCCUUUGAUUAGAUAUCAAGAUGACCCCGAACGACGACAAAUCCUCAGUAAAUUUGGUGCAAAAUUCCAGAAUCGUACACUUUUGCUUAUUCACACGUUUUUAUUGAGGAAGUUAAAAAAGAAGCAAGGCAGUUUACACCCUACCAACACAGUUCCACCAAAAAGCCCUCAAGCGACCAAUUCGCUCUGGACCGGGCGGCUCGGAAUGGGUUACAAGGGGCGGCGCGCCGGUUGUCAGGCGGAGAUGAAAAGAAUCGAUUUGAUUGGUCUCGCCGGAGCAAAGCGAGCGGCGAUUGGUUGCGGAAGUUUAGAGGAGGUGGGCGGUGAUGGCCGCGUGGAGGUUAUCUUCUGUGAUGCUCGUAUAGAAGUAAGUGCUUCAUCAGUCAACAUAUAUCAUGCUUUCUCGACCUGAAGAAUUAUAUAAUUUUAUUUUUCACAAAUUCUUCAAAUACCUAUUUUUUCUUCCCCUCUGGAGCACAAUGCGUGUUUGCUGGCUAGUAAGCAGAGAUAGAAGCUGUCGGCGCAUUAAACUACCACACUUAGAAAUGGUGGUGAUAGGGCGUGGCCCUGAAACGGAGAUAACAGACCAGAAGUGUUCACGAAGACAAGUGCAGCUAAAAGCAGAUUGCAACAAAGGUUAUGUCAAGGUUAAACAGAUAGGAGUCAACCCAACUAGUGUUGACCUAGUGGACAUCGGCAAGGACCAAGAAAUUAAGCUGAAGCCAGGACAAGUUCUCUAUGUUGUCAAUAAGCUAUACCCAUACACUGUGCAAUUCCUAGAGGAAAUGGGAUCAUGUGCUGGUAAGGAAGCAGCAGAAACCAGAGGUGAAAAAAGGCCACAAAAUCAGCCCGAGAACAGCAGUGUGGAAAGUAUCUCAGGAAAACGUGCUAAAACGGAGCAACAAGACGAUGGUUCAGGUUACAAGUUAAGUGACGUCAAUAAUUCUGUUUCAUCAUGUGAAACUUCUUCAAGCGAAAAGGAGUGUUUGACACACUGGAAUCAAGGUCUGAAGGUUUCCAUGAAAAACCCGGAUUUGCAGAUUUACAAGGAUGAAAGGGCUGUAGUUAUAAAGGACAAGUUUCCAAAGGCUCGCUAUCACUGGUUAGUGUUGCCAUGGGAAUCUAUUCCAACUCUGAGUGCUGUAACUCCAAAGCACCUGGAACUGCUGGAACACAUGCAGGCGGUUGGAGAAAAGAUAAUCCAGCAGUGCUCUGAGAGAGACAGGUUGCGCUUCAGGCUGGGCUACCAUGCAAUCCCCAGUAUGAGCCACCUACAUCUUCAUGUCAUCAGCCAGGAUUUUGAUUCUGAGUGUCUCAAAACCAAGAAGCACUGGAAUUCGUUUACAACCAAAUAUUUCAUAGACUCCAAAGAUGUGAUUAAGAUGGUGAAGAAGAAAGGAGGAGUAACUGUAGACAGGAAUGUGGCUCAACUCCUGAAACUGCCUCUGAAGUGUCAUGUUUGCAACCAGCAGCAACCAACCAUCCCUCAGUUAAAAGAACAUCUAAAAGAACAUUGGCCAAAAUAAUGUGGGGCAUCUUGGUCCUAAUCCCUUCAUGACCAUUUUACUGACUGUUGGUUUAAAAAGUGUUCCUAUGUAAACCAUAUUGUGCUAUUUUAUUAAAUGCAACAAAACAUUUUAAUAUUAUUUAAUAUUAUUUUGGGGUUUUUUUUUUUUGCUGAUGGUGGUUUAAGAAUGGCAUGAGAAAAAUAUUCUAGCUGAAUGUUUUCUACAGUGGGCUCUACCUGAUCUUUUGCAGCUGGUCCUCAUCCAUUUGUCCUAAAUAGAUGAGGAUGGGUCCUCAUCCAAUGGGUCCAAAGUUUCAAACAUGAAAUGCUUAAUUUUAGAUGGUCCCCAAGUUGAAAAAAUGGAUGCGGAUAAAGAAGCCAUUUUUCAACUUGGGGACCAUCUAAAAGGAGGCAUUUCAUGUGUGAAACGUUGGACCCAUUUCCAAAGUAGGAUUUAAGAUGUUAGAGAGGGAACAAAAUAUAUGUUAUUUGAAUGUAUCCAAAGAAUGUAUAAAUAUUCAAAUUAUAAUAUCAAAUGCAAGUUCAUGUACCCAUUCAGGACAGUCUUUCUACGUUUAAAGUUUGAAUCUCAAUUCUGUUUCUAUAUCUUUCAAAGGAGCUAUUGUGGAUAUACAUGUGCAAGGAUAUAGCUCAUUUAGAGAUUCUGCCAGAAGACUACCAUUUCAAACACUGCACCUACUUUGCUGGAUGUGGAGAUGCCACAUAAGUUACAAUAUAAUUUCUGAAAUAAGAUCUCUUGUAGUACAGUAAAUAAAAAGCAUCUUUGUGUGACA
Molecule: messenger RNA, 2467 nt
Organism: Pogona vitticeps (central bearded dragon)
Lineage: Eukaryota; Metazoa; Chordata; Lepidosauria; Squamata; Agamidae
Source: RefSeq, a predicted model, not a curated record